GAUCGGCCACAUCUCUGGAGGCCCGGGCCCUGGCCCCUGGGUGCAGUGACCCCUGCGACUGGAGUUCCAGCCUGGAUUCUGCACUCUGCGCUGCACAGGUCCUGAAGAGGGACCCGGGAGGCUGCACGCCCCACUCGGUCCGGGCUUGUCAGUCCGACAUCUGGCCGCAGCCCCCCGCAGCACUUGCCGCGGCGACCCCCGGAGCUCACCGCCAAGUCCUCGGGGCUGGAGGGACCCGCAGCCGCCCCCACCUCACGGGCAUCCGGGCAGCGCCGCGCACGCCCGAGCAGGAGAGGGAGCGCCCCGGCCAGGCCCCGCCCCUGCGCCUUUAUAAGGCAGCGCCGCGGCCCAGCGCUCAGUGUUUCUCGGACACCAGCCCCGCCGCCAGGCCUUACCGCAACACGGGCCUUGCGGAGUCGCCGGCCCCCCGCAGCCACAGCCACAGCGAAGGGCUUUCCUGUCUCCACCUCCAGGCGGAACGCCUUCGCAACAGGAUCUGAGCGCGUCGUCGCCGUCGCCGGCAUGAAGUUGGCUGCGGUCGUGCUGAUGUACCUGGUCGCGCUCGCCUUCCUGGGCGCGGACACUGCGCGGCUGGACGUGGCGUCCGCGCUGAGCAAGAAGCGGGACGAGCGGGCGCUCGGUCGCGACAGGAGGGAACUUCGCGUGUCCAGCAGCCACCCCGCCGGGCCCGCGCAGACGCUCGUUCAGCCCCUGGACGGGAAGGGCGCCUCCGGGGGCCCCCAGGCCAGCAGCCCGGACGCCGCCCGCAUCCCAGCCAAGCGCUACCGGCAGAGCAUGAACAACUUCCAGAGCCCGCGCAGCCUGGGCUGCCGCUUCGGGACGUGCACGGUGCAGAAGCUGGCGCACCAGCUGUACCGGCUCACCGACAAGGACAAGGUCGGCGAGGCCCCCCGCGACAAGAUCAGCCCCCAGGGCUACGGCCGGAGGCGCCGGCGCUCCGCGCCCCAGACGGGCCCCGGCCGGCCUCUGCGGGCCCCGACCUCCCGGGCGCGCCGCGGCCUCCUCGCCCUCGUCGGGGCCUGAGCGGCGGACCGAGGUGCGCGCACGUCGCGGGGCCGGGGCCGGGGCCGGGGCGUCGCUCCGCAGCCGGCAGAGACCCGCGCCCGAGGUGCCGCAGCGGCGGGAGCCCUGGCCGUGCAGGGGCCCCUCCUUGCGGAGUCCGCGCGCCCCGCUGCCGCCUGGCCGCCGUCCCACGGCCGUGCAUCCGAGACGGCGUGUGCGGGGGCCGAACGGGAACGCAGACGCGCCGCCGCGCCCCGCACGGGGUCUGAGCCACGGUGUGAGCGCCGCCGGCGGAGCUUCCCGGGGCCGCGGGCCCGCCAGCCUCGUGGAUACUUGAACUCCGUCCUCAGUGCAAUAGCGCAGCGCCUGCUGCCAGUGACUUUCCCUAUUUAAGCGCCGCGGCCGGGGAGGCUGCGAAUAGAGCUAUUUUUCUACCUGAUGUUCCUGUCGUGUCACGGGCAUUUAAAGAGAAGCUGCAUCGUC
Molecule: messenger RNA, 1506 nt
Organism: Erinaceus europaeus (western European hedgehog)
Lineage: Eukaryota; Metazoa; Chordata; Mammalia; Eulipotyphla; Erinaceidae
Product: pro-adrenomedullin-like
Exons: 4
Coding region: 523-1044 (173 amino acids)
Biological process (GO): positive regulation of heart rate; adrenomedullin receptor signaling pathway; adenylate cyclase-activating G protein-coupled receptor signaling pathway
Cellular component (GO): extracellular region
Molecular function (GO): hormone activity; adrenomedullin receptor binding
Source: RefSeq, a predicted model, not a curated record